This is a messenger RNA of Coregonus sp. 'balchen', 19766 nucleotides long. The record is from the annotation of a GenBank genome assembly. NCBI's taxonomy places the organism in Eukaryota, Metazoa, Chordata, Actinopteri, Salmoniformes, Salmonidae.
AUGGAAUAUUUGGUUAGAUCACUAAUAAUGUGGAGUGUUUUGAAUGAAUCAGGGCAUUUUUUUGUCAUGGUUUACAUACAUUAGUUAAAUUAUUAUGUUUGCAUUGACAAAUUAUAUUAUAGGUUGUGAUGUGCUCUUGAGGUGAAUAUUACUUAAGAUCUAGAUGUUAUAAUUGGUUGUUUGAUAGAAUCUCAGUAGGUGCUUCAUGUUUGGUUGGGUCGCUGUUGGCCCUGUGUACUGAGGUGCUUUCAGUUCGCUUGAACGUUUUCUACAUUGCGGAACGGUUUCUACUGAACGACACGUUUCCCCAAAACGGUCUUGAACAGACUUUUGAGGUACGUUUGCUCCCGUUUGGUGGGUGUGGCUUGAAGCGAUGAGUGAUGUAUUUAAAGGGCAGUGGCCAUGCUGACAGCGUUCCCCAACCCACAAACCCUCCCCAUUUUUCCACUCGUUCAGUACAGCACCAUUUCCGAAAUUGAACGUUCCAGAACGUAAAAACGUGCUGAACGCAGCCCUGAUGUGGGACGUGCACCCAUAGGACUUAUUUGGCUCCCUCUACUGUUUUACAGCAGGUAAUGUAGUUUGUGAAAGUUUGUAGGCUAUUUUAGGAAUUGAAUGAAUACAAAGAUAAUUUUAGUGUGGGAAACUUUUUAAUAUUGUGGAAAGGUCAUCAAAAAGAAAGGAGGACCAAGGCACUCUUCACAUAAUUAAUUAAAAUGCCUUUAUUAGUAUGGCAUGUUCAAUAGAAACAAGGUUUUAAAAAAUUCCGACGUGUUUUGGCUGCAUGGCCUUCGUCAGGGAGUGUCUACCAACAUUUACUAUUGUGUACCUUAGUAGCGCUUCCCUUCGUCCUCUUUCUACUAAUUGUGGAAAGGUCUUUCAACAUGACAAUAAUAAUAUGGACAUAACACGCACCCCAGAUUGAGAACCACUGUUCUAGGUUACCUCCAGCAAGUUCUCCUGCAUGGGCUUAUGUUGUGAAGUAUUUUUAAAGAUCAGUGCAAGAGGAUUGGUUUGAGAGAAUGGGCUUGUUAUUACCAAAGUUAAUCUGAGCACACUAUGGUGAUAUGAGUCUUCGGUUUCCUCUCCACAAAAGGCAUUAGCGGCGUUUUGUGUGUAGUCUUUUCAAUACUACAGGAACUCCAUACUCCGUUUAUUUAACAUGUCACACGUUCUGCAGCUUUUUCUACUUUGUGUUAUAGGCCUAGGUCCCUCAAACUCAACUCUGUACCUCGAACUCAGGUUCCACUGCAUUUGUUUAUUGUUCCCCUCUAAUCAGGAACUGAUUUAGACCUGGGACACCAGGUGGGUGCAAUUCAUUCAGGUAGAACAGACAACCAGCAGGCACCGGACCUCGUAGGUUAAGAGUUGAAUACCCCUGGCCUAGGUUAACAUUUCCUACAUACAAAUCCUAGAUGCAAUUGCCUGCUGUUGUGCCCUUGAGAAAGGCACUUAACCCACCAUAACAACUGCUCCGUAGGCACCUAGUGUGUCAGCCCACUGCUCCGACCUCUCCAACCUGUAUGUAUGUCUUUCAGAGGGGUUGGGAUGAAGUGAGAGUCAAAUUUUCCAUUAGACCUUGUGUACAAUUGGAAGAAUAAAGUGAUCCUAAUCUUAAUUUGUUGAGCCAAAUCAGUGUUUGACAAUAGUAGGUGGGAGGUCGGAGAAACUGUAAAUAAACUGGGCUUUUUAUUGAAAAAGGCAAUGAUUGCAUAGCUUCUCAAAUGAAAAUCCAGCAGUAUAAAAGGGUGGUACUAUACUGAACAAAAAUAUAAACGCAACAUGUAAAGUGUUGGUCCCAUGUUUCAUGAGCUGAAAUACAAGAUCCCAGAAUCUUUCUAUACGCACAAAAAGCUUAUUUCUCUCAAAUCUUGUGCACAAAUUUGUUUACAUCCCUGUUAGUGAACAUUUCUCCUUUGCCAAGAUAAUCCAUCCACCUGACAGGUGUGGCAUAUCAAGAAGCUGAUUUAAAAAGAGCAUGAUCAUUACACAAGUGUGCCUUGUGCUGGGGACAAUAAAAGGCCACUCUAAAAUGUGCAGUUUUGUCACACAAUGCCACAGAUGUCUCAAGUUUUGAGGGAGCAUGCAAUUGGCCUGAAUUUGUCAGUACGUCCAACCGGCCUCACAACCGCAGACCACGUUUAACCAUGCCAUCCCAGGACCUCCACACCCGGCUUCUUCACCUGUGGGAUCGUCUUAGACCAGCCACCUGGACAGCUGAUGAAACUGAGGAAUAUUUCUGUCUGUAAUAAAGCCCUUUUGUGGGGAAAAAACCCAUUCUGAUUGGCUGGGCCUGGCUCCCAAUUGGGUGGGCCUAUGCCCCUGCCCAGUCAUGUGAAAUCCAUGGAUUAGGGCCUGAUUAAUUUAUUUCAAUUGACUGAUUUCCUUAUAUGAACUGUAACUCAGUAAAAUCAUUAAUUGCUGCUUGUUGUGUUUUAUAUUUUUGUUCAGUAUAAGUAAUGCAGUAAUGUUUUUAGACUGAAACUCCACAUAUUUUUGAUACCAUAGCAAUUCGGCCUCAGAAGACUCGAACCACUCUGGGUCGGAGUCUGGGAGUCAGUCGGAGAGUGAACAGGGCAGGGAGAGGAGAAGAUCGCACCACUCUGGAGAGUCCAACAGUUCCUCUGAAUCUGGGAGCCAGUCCGGAUCUCAGAGUGAAUCCCAGCAGGCCUUAGCAGAGGUCAACGACAAACCACCAGUUAAAAAGAAAGACAAUCUGGCAGAUGUAAAGAAGGUAAACAAAGCAGGGCCUGUACUCCAAACUGGUUUUCCUGAGUUGUAUUUUGUAGGGCUGAAAGGCCCUUGAAAUUUUGGAAACAAAUAUUUCACACCAUCAAUUACACAACAGCUUUGAUGCGUGGACUCUGUGCAUAUUUAGAAAAGGAGUCAUGCCUCAAUUGGGAUGGAGACUGAAAAUGACAAGGAGAAAGUGAAGGCAAAGAUGCAAUGAUCUAAUUUGAUUUUUGUUUCCAGAUGUGGGAAGAGCAUCCAGAUGUCUAUGGGGUCAGGCGAUCAAAUCGCAGUAGGCAAGAACCUGCUCGUCUCAAUAUUGGAGCUGGGGUAAGAAGUGCAACAUGAAAUACUGCUGAAUGGAAAUCCAUAGAACAAACUUCCAUGUACUAAAAGUCCGACCCCACUGAAAAUGUAUUUUUUCCUCAAAGGGGUUUGCACGUGCAGAAGUUGCACCAUCUAGUGGAUAUGAUGUCGAUUUAUUGGCGUCUCAUUCAAUGUAGCUGCAACGUGUAGCGGCAAAGCAAUGCAAAGCCUAAUUUCUCAUUGAGAUGUAAUUAAUUUCAACACAUUUGCAGGGUAGCAGUGACUCAGAAGGUGAAUGUCCUAAAAGAAAAGUACCACGACAAAAGAAGAAAGAGUGAGUAUUGAGAUUAUUUGAUGUUUAUUAUUUCAUUCAUUUCAAGUGGUCGUCUUUGAGGUGUGUUUGGUGUCGUUAUCAUGUUAGAAUACUGCCCUGCGGCCCAGUCUCCGAAGGGAGGGGAUCAUGCUCUGCUUCAGUAUGUCACAGUACAUGUUGCCAUUCAUGGUUCCCUCAAUGAACUGUAGCUCCCCAGUGCCGGCAGCACUCAUGCAGUCCCACCACCAUGCUUGACUGUAGGCAAGACACACUUGUCUUUGUACUCCUCACCUGGUUGCCGCCACACAUGCUUGACACCAUGUAAACCAAAUAAGUUUAUCUUGGUCUCAUCAGACCACAGGACAUGGUUCCAGUAAUCCAUGUCCUUAGUCUGCUUGUCUUCAGCAAACUGUUUGCGGGCUUUCUUGUGCAGCAUCUUUAGAAGAGGCUUCCUUUUGGGACGACAGCCAUGCAGACCAAUUUGAUGCACUGUGCGGUGUAUGGUCUGAGCACUGACAGGCUGACCCCCCCACCCCUUCAACCUCUGCAACAAUGCUGGCAGCACUCAUACGUCUAUUUCCCAAAGACAACCUCUGGAUAUGACGCUGAACACGUGCACUCAACUUCUUUGGUCGACCAUGGCGAGGCCUGUUCUGAGUGGAACCUGUCCUGUUAAACCGCUGUAUGGUCUUGGCCACCGUGCUGCAGCUCAGUUUCAGGGUCUUGGCAAUCUUCCUAUAGCCCAGGCCAUCUUUUAUGUAGAGCAACAAUUCUUUUUUUCAGAUCCUCAGAGAGUUCUUUGCCAUGAGGUGCCAUGUUGAACUUCCUGUGACCCGUAUGAGGGAGUGUGAGAGCGAUGACACCAAAUUGAACACACCUGCUCCCCAUUCACACCUGAGACCUUGUAACACUAAUGGGUCACGUGACAUCGGGGAGGGAAAAUGGCUAAUUGGGCCCAAUUUGGACAUUUUCACUUAGGGGUGUACUCACUUUUGUUGUCAGCGGGUUAGACAUUAAUGGCUGUGUUGAGUUAUUUUGAGGGGACAGCAAAUGUACACUGUUAUACAAGCUGUACACUCACUACUUUACAUUGUAGCAAAGUGUCAUUUCGUCAGUGUCACAAGAAAAUAUAUACUCAAAUAUUUACAAAAAUGUGAGGGGUGUACUCACUUUUGUGAGAUAAUAAAUAUAUAUAUAUAUAUAUAUAUAUAUAUAUAUAUAUACAGUACCAGUCGAAAGGUUGGACACACCUACUCAUUCAAGAGUUUUUCUUUAUUUUAACUAUUUUCUACAUUGUAGAAUAAUAGUAAAGACAUCAAAACUAUGAAAUAACACAUGGAAUCAUGUAGUAACCAAAAAAGUAUUAAACAAAUCAAAAUAUAUUUGAGAUUCUUCAAAUAGCCACCCUUUGUCUUGAGGACAGCUUUGCACACUCUUGGCAUUCUCUUAACCAGCUUCACCUGGAAUCCCUUUCCAACAGUCUUGAAGGUGUUGCCACAUAUGCUGAGCACUUGGCUGCUUUUCCUUCACUCUGCGGUCCGAAUCAUCCCAAACCAUCUCAAUUUGGUUCAGGUCGUGUGAUUGUGGAGGCCAGGCCAUCUGAUGCAGCACUCCAUCACUCUCCUUCUUGGUAAAAUAGCCCUUACACAGCCUGGAGGUGUGUGGGGUCAUUGUCCUGUUGAAAAACAAAUGAUAGUCCCACUAAGCCCAAACCAGAUGGGAUGGUGUAUCGCUGCAGAAUGCUGUGGUAGCCAUGCUGGUUAAGUGUGCCUUGAAUUCUAAAUAAAUCACAGACAAUGUCACCAGCAAAGCACUAUCACACCUCCUCCUCCAUGCUUCACGGUGGGAACCACACAUGUGGAGAUCAUUCAUUCACCUACUCUGCGUCUCACAAAGACAUGGCGGUUGGAACAAAAAAUCUCAAAUUUGGACUCAUCAGACCACAGGACAGAUUUACACUGGUCUUAUGUCCAUUGCUCGUGUUUCUUGGCCCAAGCAAGUCUCUUCAUCUUAUUGGUGUCCUUUAGUAGUGGUUUCUUUGCAGCAAUUCAACCAUGAAGGCCUGAUUCACGCAGUCUCCUCUGAACAGUUGAUGUUGAGAUGUGUCUGUUACUUGAACUCUGUGAAGCAUUUAUUUGGGCUGCAAUUUCUGGGGCAGGUAACUCCAAUGAACUUAUCCUCUGCAGCAGAGGUAACUCUGGGUCUUCCUUUCCUGUGGCGUUCCUCAUGAGAUCCAGUUUCAUCAUAGCACUUGAUGGUUUUUGUGACUGCACUUGAAGAAACUUUCAAAGUUCUUGAAAUCUUCUGUAUUGACUGACCUUCAUGUCUUAAAGUAAUGAUGGACUCUCGUUUCUCUAUGCUUAUUUGAGAUGUUCUUGCCAUAAUAUGGACUUGGUCUUUUACCAAAUAGGGCUAUCUUCUGUAUACCACUCAUACCUUGUCACAACACAACUGAUUGGCUCAAACGCAUUAAGAAGGAAAGAAAUUCCACAAAUUAACUUUUAAGAAGGCACACCUGUUAAUUGAAAUGCAUUCCAGGUGACUACCUAAUGAAGCUGGUUGAGAGAAUGCCAAGAGUGUUGCAAAACUGUCAUCAAAGCAAAGGGUGGCUACUUUGAAGAAUCUCAAAUAUAAAAUAUAUUUGGAUUUGUUUAACACUUUUUUGGUUACUACAUGAUUCCCUAUGUGUUAUUUCAUAGUUUUGAUGUCUUCAGUAUUAUUGUACAAUGUAAAAAAUUAAAUAAACCUGGAAUUAGUAGGCGUGUCCAAACUUUGACUGGUACUGUAUAUAUUUGCUACUUAUCUACAAAAAAAAAUGUUGGUUGUGUCCUUGCCAUUUUCAUACAUAUGUGGGUGUUUGUGCUUGUCUAAAGUGGCUCAUUAGGAGUUCCAGCCAAUAAGACUGAGGUGGUCUUCAUACCUUAGUUUAUGUUUAGAUUUCUGAUCAAACCUGGCUAACCAGAGCACCCUAAGCCAGGUGUAGAGCCAUUAUAAGCCCAAAGGUUGAACUUGUUGUAUUUCUGUGUUGUAAGAAAUACCUGGAAAGGUGAUGACUCGGAUGAUGAUGAUGAUGAGGAGGAGGAGGAGCAGGAAGAUGAUGAUGCCAGCAGUGCAGACAGUGAGCAUGAAGAGAAAAAAGUUAGAUCCAGACGACUUCCUGCUAGAAGGUAAGGAUGUAGUGAAGCCUUGCCUUCAGACAGCUAAUCUGUCCACUUUCAUUUACAUUGUGUGCGAUCAGAAACUAGCUAUAGUAGUGCAUUUUUGGCCUUGAAAGUUCUGUAUGACAGGGUUUCUUUUUAGCCUUCAGUCACAUACAAAAUAUGAAAUCUGUAAAUUCAAAUCUGAUAAUUAUGCAAAAUUGGCCAUAUAUCACAACCCCCUGAGGUGCCUUAUUGCUAUUAUAUACUGGUUACCAAUGUAAUUAGAGCAGUAAAAAUAAAUGUUUUGUUAUACCUGUGGUAUACGUUCUGAUAUACCAUGGCUGUCAGCCAAUCAGCAUUCAGGGCUCAAACCACCCAGUUUAUAAUUACAUUUAGACUCAGAAGGAUUACAAAAUAACGGUUAAAAAUCCCAAAGUCAACCAAAUGGAUGUUCUAAUUAAAGCUCACUAACAUACCAGUUACAUGUUAAGUGUUUUUGGAGUGUCACCUUUUGUGGGUUGACUUUAGGAUUUCCCCCAAUUGAGCACUUAGUGCUCUAAAGGCAUUUUAAUGAAGACAUUCACCGUAACCUUAUCACCAAUAUUAUUCAUAUUGCUGAGGUCAGAGGUUUGAAAGCUGUCUCAAGGCCAUUGGUGUGAGUCAGGUUGUUCGGGGGGAUUAUUGUCCGCUAGAGCUGUUAGAUAAAAACUAGUAAGUAGGCUGUCUUGCAGAGUGGUUAGAAGUGGUAUACAUGUGUGUGUAUUUGACUCAAUAUUUUAGACCACAGACCAAAUCAUCUACAAUCAAAAAACAGCAGCCUCCGAAGGGAAGGAAAACCAGGAAACAAGAGUCAUCUGUGGAGGAAGAUGAUGAUGAUGACGACGAUGACGAUGAUGAAGAUACCCCAAAGAGACAAACCCGGCGAAGGCUGGCUGCCAAAGUCAGGUGUGUCAUUGUUUCACUAGUUCAAUCUAAAAUAUGAAGGAAAGUGUUGCUGUUCCACAUUGCUUCUGUCACAUUACUGUGCAUGACAUGCAUUAUGUUGGUUUGUUCCAGUUACAAGGAGGACCAGAAUGACUUUGAGACGGAUUCUGACGACCUGAUAGAGAUGGAGGGAGCUGAGGUAGAGCCGGAAGAUGACAGUGAGACCAUUGAGAAGAUCAUGGACACCAGAACAGGCAAAAAAGGAGGUGAUGCAUCCUCACUUGGUAUCUUAUUGUUGGUAUCUCACCUGUAUCGUGUUAAUCCAUCUAGUUAGACAUUGCCAGCAGGUGUUGAAAGUGAAGGCAACAAAACUUGUGGCUAGCAUCAGAGGUGCUGAUAUUACCCUGCUAGACGAGACAUCUGUUUACUAGAGGCUGCCCCCUGGUUAGGAAUUUAAACUGCGAAUAAUAUGCAGAUAUUGACAAUAUUAUUGUCCGAAUUUUGUGCGUUUAUCCAUUUUAGCCUGUGGUGCUUCCACUACCCAGUAUGCUGUGGAGGAAAAUGGGGAUCCAGGAGCAGACUUUGACCCUGAGAAGGAUGAAGGAGAGACCCAUUACCUGAUCAAGUGGAAAGGCUGGUCCUAUAUCCACAACACCUGGGAGAGCAUCGACUCCCUCACUCAACAGAAGGUCAAGGGACUCAAGAAACUAGAGAACUUCAAGAAGAAAAACAGUGAGCUCAAUGCUUGGUGAGGGUUUGUUUUGUACACAUAGUUACAUACCACUUAAGUUUUACCUUUCACUGUUGAUGAGUUCUGUUACUGACACUGAUUGUCUUCCAAAGGUUGAACAAAGCAUCCCCUGAGGAUUCAGAAUACUACAACUGCCAACAAGAGCUAACCACUGACUUAAAUAAGCAGUUCCACAUUUUGGAAAGAGUCAUUGGUAAGAAACUAAAUGCCUUUGAAAUUAGUCUUCAUUGACUAGCAGCAAUCGUUCAACAAUUAAAAUAGAUUUGUUUGACAGAAUGUGAUUAUUACAACAGACUUACCCUCUUGCUUAUCAAAAAUAUUUCACAUGCUGUAUCAUAUAUUUAGAGAAUUGGAUUUGGGGAAUGUAAUUUGAGAUUUUAUUUUUCAGCGACUAAAACCGGGAAGACACAGGGACCCUCUGAUUUCCCCUGUAAGUUCCUCAUAUCCUCAUCAACAUUAUCAUGAUCAUAUCUUCAUCAUUAUCAUACUCAGCACAUUUUUAUUCUGAAAAGCACUUUAACUAAAGAUGUUGUUUUCACUGUACAUCAGCUCACAGCCACAAGAAUGCGUCGUCGUCCAAUGAGCCUGAGUACCUGUGUAAGUGGAUGGGCCUGCCCUAUUCAGAGUGCAGCUGGGAGGAUGGAGCUCUGCUGGGGAAGAAGUUCCAGCACUGUAUAGACAGCUUCACCAACAGGAACUCCAGCAAAACAGUUCCCUCCAAAGACUGCAAAGUGAGUGAGGAAAGUGUCCCUACUAGAUAGAUUGCACAUGGUAUCCUAUCACAAAUGGUUUAUUUAAAGUUUACUAAUAUCAGCUAGAACACAAGAACUAUAGCUAUAGUCAUUUCAGAACAGUGCAGUGAUUUUCUAACUCUAAUUUCAGGUGUUGAAACAGAGGCCCAGAUUUGUUGCACUAAAGAAGCAGCCAUCGUAUAUUGGGGAUGAGAACCUACAGCUGAGAGAUUACCAGCUAGAUGGACUGAACUGGCUGGCUCACUCUUGGUGCAGGUACACAUCAAGUCAUGAGGAACGCUGUAUUGAGAAACUGAUUAUUAUAGAUUUGAACAUCACAUUUUAUGGAUAUACUGAUACUAUACUGAGGUGUACUGUCAAUUACCUGCCAUUUAGAUAGUUUGAAUGUAAUGUUUGAAAACGCACUAAUAAGACUCCAUGGUCUGUGUUUUUCAGGUGCAAUAGUGUGAUCCUGGCUGAUGAGAUGGGUCUGGGGAAAACCAUCCAGACCAUCUCGUUCCUGUCCUACAUGUUCCACCAGCACCAGCUGUAUGGGCCCUCCCUGGUGGUGGUGCCCCUGUCCACCCUCACCUCCUGGCAGAGAGAGUUUGACACCUGGGCCCCCGACAUGAACGUGGUGGUCUACCUGGGAGAUGUGAUGAGCAGAAAAUCGGUACGGAAAUCUGCUCUUUACAGAACUCUAAAGAAGCGUUGUGAUCUUUUGCCCAACCAAAAGUAAAUGUUCCCCUCUGCUUUGCUUUUGUGCUCAACAGAUCCGUGACUAUGAGUGGGUAUGCCAUCAGACAAAGAGAAUAAAGUUCAAUGCACUUAUAACCACGUAUGAAAUUCUACUGAAAGACAAGGUAAGGCAUCAGUAUUGCUUGUAAGUAUUUUCAGACUGAUAUAUUUAGAUAUGAGCUUGGAUUUGUACUUGCCAAAAUAGUACAAAUCUUUAUUUUAAUUGUUAAGAACAUAAAAAGUGAAUUGUUUGAUUGAAUGCAACUCUACACUCACUCAAUGUGUGAUCUGUCCAUAGGCAGUGUUGGGGAACAUAAACUGGGCCUUCCUGGGUGUGGACGAAGCUCACAGGCUGAAGAAUGACGACUCCCUGUUGUACAAAACCCUGAUCGAGUUCCGGUCCAACCACAGACUUCUAAUCACAGGGACGCCACUGCAGAACUCUCUCAAAGAGCUGUGGUCCCUUCUGCACUUCCUCAUGCCUGACAAGUAUGUACUUCUCCUCUCUAUUAAAUACAUCAUAUAAACGUUGGCACAUUCUGGCUUUGAAGAACAACUUGUACAUUUGUAUUCAUUUACAGUAAUCUUAUCCUAAUCCAAUUGUACUUUCCCCCUCUGAAGGUUUGAGAAUUGGGAAGAUUUUGAAAGCGAGCAUGGUAAAGGGACUGACAAUGGCUACCAGAGCCUCCACAAAGUCCUUGAGCCCUUCCUCCUGAGGCGUGUCAAGAAGGAUGUGGAGAAAUCCCUGCCUGCUAAGGUAGAACAGAUCCUUCGUGUGGACAUGUCCGCCGUGCAGAAGCAGUACUACAAGUAUGUUCCCUCAUAUGUAGCUUUUCUCUCUAUCAAUGUCUGCCUGUCUGGACAGAUGAUUUGAGCAGUAUCUAAACCGUCUUACUCCUUAUACCUGAAGUUAACUGGUGGUGUGUUUGGUGCUUGUUUCAGGUGGAUUCUGACCAGGAACUUCAGAGCCCUGCAGAAAGGCACCCGAGGCAGCUCCUCUGGUUUCCUCAACAUCGUCAUGGAGCUAAAGAAGUGCACUAACCAUGGUUUCCUCAUCAAGCAGCCCGAGGAGGAGUGUGACACUCAACAGGAGCACCUGCAGGUAGGACCAGCAAUAAGAGCUCAGCUCAACACAUUAAAAUAUGUGUUAUGUGAAUUAGUCUCUACCUUGCAAAUGAUAAGACCGUGAACUAAUUAUCUCCUCUGUUUUUUCCGUUUUGAACGUUGAUUAAUAUGGAAUAGCAUGAUUAAAUGCAACCCACACUAAUAUAUUGGUUUGUUAGGGGUGGAGAACAGAUUUGACCUCUGACCUUGUGUGUAUUUCAGGCGUUGGUGAGGGGCAGUGGGAAGCUGGUGCUACUGGACAAGCUGCUGACCAGACUUCGGGAGAGGGGCAACCGAGUCCUCAUCUUCUCCCAGAUGGUGCGGAUGUUGGACAUCCUGGCUGAGUACCUGGCCCUGAAGCGCUACCCAUUCCAGGUAGGGUAUAACACAGCCCAGGGAAUGGCAAGGCAGCAGGUCCAAACCUUCAGUAGUGUACCUCCUGUUCUUCUUGUAUUCAGUAUGACUUCUUCUUGUUGUUGGUUCUUUUACAUCUCCAUUAUAUGUUAUUCCAUAUUUAUUAUAUUGACUUAGUGAGGGCGUUUACAGUAGAGGAGCUGUUGAGAUAUUGGAGCAGUGUUGGUGUCAACUCUGGUGUUAACCGGCUCAUGUAUCAGUUUUGCUGCAUACAUGCGCUGGCAGACUGAUCGUGUAUAAAGUUAUUUUUAUCCUCAAGUUAUUUUUGAUGGGGACUGGCUGGUCCCCAAAGCCAGAGUGACCACUGUGUCUUCACGCUGGGCCUUAGCAUGGGUAAAUCACUGUAGACAGUUCUACUGCUGUAAUGCUCUUUGACAAUAUGCUGCUUGCCUGAUGGAUGGAUGGUAUAAUGCCAUGUAUAGCUGAGCGUUGCUAAGUGGGAUCUUAGGGUGGUGGGAGUUUCGGCAAGGUUCCAAGGCCUGAGGUCUCUCUCCUUCCCUCUCUUCUCAGCGCCUGGACGGUUCCAUAAAGGGAGAAAUACGAAAACAGGCACUUGACCACUUUAAUGCUGAAGGCUCUGAGGUAUGUAAUCUGUACUAUGUCAUGUUUUAGCUGUUGCAGAUAUGAGGGGUUGAUCAUUUCAGUGUUUGUCAGCUCUGUAUCUGCGUCAGAGCUCAGUUGGUAUGGGUUUCACUUACUCUGUGAUUGUUUAUGCGCCAGGAGAUGUAUACACCGUCAAGAUUACCAUAUUGAUACUAGAAUCUCAUUUUCUUUGAGUGUUAAGAUUUUCUACGUAGAAGUUAUGAUAUUCUGUUAAGUAAAACCCAAUUUUCUUUAAGAAGUGAUAUCAACACAUCUGAUAUCUGAUUACCAUACAAUAAAAGCCACAUGAACAAUUAUCACUCUUGACAUGUUUUCAACUUCAAGCAUUAAAUUCCUUUGCGAUGUUCAUCAGGUCGGCUGUGAUGCACUAUGUAAGGUGGUUAGUUUUGUAUAUAAUAAUUUAUCCUCUCUGUCCAGGACUUCUGUUUUCUGCUAUCCACCAGGGCUGGAGGGCUGGGGAUCAACCUGGCAUCUGCAGACACUGUGGUCAUCUUUGACUCUGACUGGAAUCCUCAGAACGACCUGCAGGCUCAGGCCAGGGCUCACAGGAUUGGCCAGAAGAAACAGGUAACCACAACUAGACCCAUAGUGAUUAGUAUGGAGGGCUGGCUUGGCUAAGCACAAGCUGAAUUUAUUCUGCUAACUUGAACUGAACUAAUAAAAACUGUGACACAUAAUCGUUUUGGCAGAGCCGUCAUGGAAAUGUUGGUCUUUGCCAACUUUCCAAGUAAGACACAAGCAUUUUGCUACACCCGCAAUAACAUCUGCUAAAUAUGUGUAUGUGACCAAUAAAAUGUGAUUUGAUUUAAAAUCUCCUUUGUCUCGCUGAACAGGUGAAUAUCUAUCGCUUGGUCACAAAAGGAUCUGUGGAGGAAGACAUUAUUGAGAGAGCCAAGAAGAAGAUGGUUUUGGACCAUCUUGUUAUUCAGAGAAUGGACACCACUGGUCGAACUGUACUGGAUAACAACUCUGGAAAUUCUAAGUAAGGAAACUUUAACAUGGAAUCUGUUAGUCUGGAUAUAUCUUUAUGUUUGACUAGUAACUGCUGAAAACAUGAGGUUCCUCAGAUUCUUAACUUAACAUCAACUUCUGUUCACAGUUCCAACCCAUUCAACAAAGAUGAGUUGACUGCCAUCCUGAAGUUUGGAGCUGAAGAUCUUUUCAAAGAGGCAGAGGGAGAGGAGACUGAACCUACGGUACAUAGAGACACACAUUUCUAUUGAUUAUGUGCUCUGAAGAGAGUUGAAACCAAUAUAUGUAAGAGUAUGAAUGAUAGAUUUUCAUAUUUCCAUAUUUGCAGAAUGUCUGUGUUGUGUUCCUUGUAAUUUAACUUUCUGUUCUCUAUUGGCCCUCAUAGGAGAUGGAUAUUGAUGAGAUCUUGCGGUUGGCUGAAACCAGAGAAAGCGACCAGGGAUCAAGUGCCACAGAUGAGCUUCUCUCUCAGUUCAAGGUACCUAGAAGUUGAUCCAACUCUGAGUCUGAUUUUAACAAUACCUGUAGUAAAACCUUUAGCUACUGUUCUAGCUAAUACACUAGCCACUCUAUUCCCAGUCUUAGACAGUACAUGUGUUCUGUGUGUCCCUCCAGGUGGCCAACUUCUCCAACAUGGAGGAGAGUGCUCCAGACCUGGUGGAGCGGACGGUGCCUGACUGGGACGACAUCAUCCCUGAGGACCAGAGGCGGAAGCUGGAGGAGGAGCAGAAGCAGAAGGAGAUGGAGGACGUCUACAUGCUGCCCAGGAGCAGGAGCUCCAAUAAAAGGGUUAGCAGGAGAGAACACAUACACACACCUCUCACGUUAAAUCUCCUCUCUAGAGCUGGAGAGAGAUGUGACUGCUCCAUGGUGCAGCACAGUGUGCUGUGUGUGUGAAGGGGCUCCCCUGGGGAGUGUGUGCGCUGCUGAGCUGUGUACUCUCCUGCUCUCAGUCAGGGGGAUCUGAUGGGGUGGUCAUGAGUAAUGAGGUUUUUACUGCCUGCCUCAGUGUAGGUGAUUCCACUGUUUGUGUGAAUCUACCGCAUAAGAAGCUUCCUUAAUGAAUCAUUAGGAUUUAUAGCAGCGCUGUCCCUUGCGAUGCAGCAGUAGGUAUUUAUAUCACACAGAUAAUAUCCUCUCCUGUUGAAGAUGAUCUAAAUUCAUGAAAUUCAUAGAAGAGUAAUCUCAAAAUUAUUCAAUAUGGUGAUUAAAUUAUAAUUAUUGAUGAUUAGAUUUUAUCAUGAUUUUAUUUCAUAUUAUACUAAACCCACAUCAUUAAACAUUGAAGCAUUCAGAAGUAUCCAUAACACAAAAAGGCACUUGGAACUACAUUCAAUAGGAAAUAGGUUUUGCUUGUUGUGUCUGAAAGUAGUCUUGUGUCUUGCAGGCCCAGGCCAACGACAGUGACAGUGACGUUGGCUCCAAGCUGAAGCACCGCUCUUCAGGCUCUGAGAGCGAGACUGACGACAGCGGUGAUGACAAGAAGCCAAAGAGGAGAGGCAGGCCCAGAGCCCGCAAGAACAACGUGGAGGGUUUCACUGAUGCAGAGAUCCGCAGGUACAGUAUGUAGGUCUCUUUAUUCAUUAGACUGAAUGAUUUCUCAAUGUUUUAUUAAACGCUUGGUUAAUGUUUUACUCUUUCCUUUAUCAGGUUUAUCAAGGCUUACAAGAAAUUUGGAGCUCCGCUUGAAAGGCUAGAGUGCAUUGCCCGGGACUCUGAGCUGGUGGAAAAAUCUCAGGCAGACCUGAAGAGACUGGGAGAGCUGAUCCACAACAGUUGUGUGACGGCUGUCCAAGAGCACGAAGAGCACCUCAGAGAGAACCCCAGUGAAGGUGUGUCUGUCUGACUCUGUCUGUCUGCAUGACUCAGUUUUUGGGGAAUUAUGGCUCACAAUAAGUGUGUUGUAAUGUUUUUACUCAUGUAUACCCUGUUCCUUUAGCCAAAGGUCCUGGGAAGCGCAGAGGUAUAAACAUCAAGAUCUCAGGAGUGCAGGUCAAUGCCAAGUCCAUCAUUCAGCAUGAGGAGGAGUUUGAGCCACUGCACAAAGUUGUGCCAGCUAAUCCUGCUGAGAGAAACAAGUAAGAUGCCAUUGCAGGUAUAUCUGAGGCCUGUGAAACAAUAUGCACAGAACAUAAAUAUUCCUAUACGGGUUGAAAAUGGCAGAUUUGGACAAUAAUAAGUGAGUAAAUCAAAACACAGUGGCUGUACAGUAAUAUGCUAUAUGUGACGACAUGCUAUAUGUGACGACAGAGCUUAGGUUCUCCACUUCACAGCUCUGUAUGGGUUUUGAGUGACAGCUGUUCUGAACUUGAGCACCGCACGCGACAAGAAGUUGCUCCCAUCCCUCCCGCUAAUUGGGCAACUUCAGCAAAUGUUUUGAUGUCUGAGUGAGGGAAAUGCUGUAAAUUUAAGAGUACUCAAAGUAUUUUGAAAGAUGAGAAGUUGAGGAUUAUAAUAAAUACCGGUUUUGAUGCCGUACAAGUAAGCCAAACAUCUGUGAGUCCAAAUGUACACUUCACAUUUCCAUAUCAUAAAACUCAUGUCAACGUUUAUGAUCACUAUGUUUAAUGUACAGUUAAAAGAUGACAUGGCGUUAUACUCUGAGUUGUCCUGAUUAGAAUGUUUGCUGUAUUGUGAAGAAAAUAUGCCACGGAGCACGCGUCAAUGCACUCAUGACUCUACGCCCACCAAAAUUACGAUAUGCUUCUCUGAAUUUCCUUGUGAAAGUCUUAACAAUGUAAGAUCGUAUUUUAUAAUACAGCUAGUCAUUUUGGCAAAAGAACAAGCUUUCAAAUGAUGCCCACGUGACCCAGAUUGCGAUUUAUAAUAGAUUUUGGAUUGCAGGGCUGUGUUCAAAACAACUACAAGUGUGCUUGCUCUAGUUCCUCAAUGGCAUAGCUAGGAGAGCUCAAAAAAGCAACUUAUAGAUGAAGACUUCUUUGAAUCAUAAAAGUGCACACUUUGGAGAGUUGUGUGGCCACUUGGAGACCAGUUUGAUCUCUCACUCAAACCCUUGACAUUUUUAAAGUUGCAACUACCCCAAAUGUUCUAAUAAUAUUCUUACCAUGUUACUGAAUGUAUGCAGAGUAUUUCAGAUUUCAUUAUCAACAAAUGCGACUAAAAGCACAGUAAAUGUUAAAUCAACAUAAAAUCAACAGUGUAAUGUUUGGAUUCAGUCUUAUCAGGUGAACUGUUGUGUCCGCACCUUUAGUCUAAUAAUUUACCAUAAUCUCCAAACUAGAACCUUUUAAUUACUACCAUGAUUAUGCAUUUCCAUGUUUCUUCUGUAAGAAACAUUUCAAUGUAUCCCUAUCGGCCAAUUCCCACGAGUGUAAAGGGUUAAAGUUGUAACAACAGAUGCAGACACCAGGGCAUCAUCUUGAUGGGCAGAAGUAGCAGAGGGUUUGACCACCUCUCCUCCUCCUGCCAUAGGUUCCAACUGACCUGCAGAGUGAAGGUGCCUCACUUUGACGUGGACUGGGAUCUGCAGGAUGACACUCAACUGUUGCUGGGGGUCUAUGAGCAUGGCUACGGCAACUGGGAUCUGAUGAAGACAGAUCCGGAUCUCAAACUUGCAGACAAGGUAACCAUCAGAAUGUCAGAAUCACACAUUUCUCAGAUAGCUGUGGAACUCAAUGAAGCUGUGUGUGUGUUAGAUUGGAUCCUGGUAACAUUUUUAUUCUUCUUCUGGUAACAAAUUGUAUUCAAAUCUGUAUUCCAGAUUCUCCCCGGUGACCCAGAAAAGAAACCCCAAGGGAAGCAGUUGCAGGGCAGAACAGACUACCUUCUGAAGAUGUUGAAGAAAGAAGUGGACAGUAACGAUGUCACUAAGGAGGAGGUAAGCAAAGACCUCACUGCUCUGUUUAUCAGGACCAUAGGGAAUGCCUAUGCAUCUGAACCCUUGGAAUAUCUAUAUGCAAAUCCAUUCGAUAAUGCUCUUCAUACCUUACAUUCUGUCUGGGAAUGGUCUCUUCACAGUAGAGUACAUAUCCCCUUGGCUGAUCAUAUCUCCCCCCCCCCUCAGGCCAAAGUGAGGAAGAGGAAGCCUCGGGUGAAGAAAGAGAACAAGGCCCCUAAAGAUGAGCAGGGCAAUGACAUCUCCUCCCCUCGCCUGUCAGACAACCCCUCCGAGGAAGGGGAGGUGAGGGUAAGUCACCUCAAAAGACCCAGCACAACCUGCCUAUCAACCACCUGCCUUUUCACAAGGGAAUUUCCCCUUGGUUACAGAAUACCGGGAAAAAGAACACAAUGGUAACACGAUGUAGUCUUUGUAGUCCACCAGAACUGGUUUACUUAUUUACCUUUCUGUGUUUUUUAUUUAACUAGGAUGACGGGACAGAAAAAACUCCCACAAAGAAGAGACAGAAGAAGAAGGAUAACAAAGAGAACAAAGAAAAACAGGGAACUCCUAAAAAAGAGAAAGAGGUGGACAAAGACAAAAAACGUCCCAAGACAAAAAAAGAAAAGGUACUUUAGAAGUCGUGAACUUUAUGCAUUGUGCUGCGGUAGUGUAUAAUUUCACACCCACUAACCUUUCCUGUUUCUGAACAAAUGGGGAACUUUUGUUGGAAGGUGGAUGUACAGAUUAGGUUAUCAGAUUGUUCUUGGACCACCAGGGUGAAGUGUCACUGUGCAGGUGUUUGUGUGGAGAUCUGUGUUGCCCUGCUGAGUGGUGUCUGUUUGUCUGUGUCUCAGGCUAAAGGAGCCAAAGGGAAGAAGCCCCAGGGGCCGGUCCACAUUACUGCUGGGAGUGACCCUGUUCCCAUUGGAGAGGAGGAUGACGAGCUGGACCAGGAGACCUUCAGCAUAGUGAGUUAUUACACCAUGUCACUACUGACGUGGACAGGAUAAGGAUAUAUUAUUCACUACAUACAAGACUAAUGUAGGUGUUAAUAACAUUUUACAUUUAAGCAAUAAGGCCAGAGGGGGUGUGGUUAUAUGGCCAAUCUACCAUGGCUAAACUUGUAGUGUGUUUUCGUUUUUAAAAGGCUUCUAAAGUUUGUCCUAAUGAAAAAUGUAUCAACCCCUACAAAAGUUAUAAUUCACAUUUCCUGUUGCUGCAUGAUUAUUUUCCUGCAGUAGCAAACUGGAUCAAAUUGAGAUCCUACAUCUGUACAGCUGAGGAUAUUUGAAACACAUGGAUCAUUUUUGACCAAGAGCUCGUAAACUGUGUGUGUCUCCAUCCAGUGUAAGGAGCGCAUGAGGCCGGUGAAGAAGGCCCUGAAACAGCUGGAUAAGCCUGACGAGGGCCUGUCUGUUCAGGAGCAGCUCCAACACACACGCACCUGCCUGCUGAAGAUAGGAGACCGCAUCACUGAGUGCCUUAAAGCCUACAGCGACCCAGAGCAUGUCAAAACAUGGCGUCGGUAAACCCUCAUUCAACCAUAAGUUAUAUGUGCACUGAAGGUUUGAUUAUGAAACCUACUCCCUGGUUAUUUAGGUCAAUCUAUGUUUUUAAUUCUGAUACCAUUUGAGUUUCAUUAAAAUCGUUCUCCAUAUUGAGGGUAACUCUUACCAAGAUGUCUCUCUUUGUUUGGCAGGAAUCUCUGGAUAUUUGUGUCCAAGUUCACAGAGUUCGGCGCGAGGAAGCUUCACAAGCUGUACAAGAUGGCUCAGAAGAAGCGGUCUCAGGAGGAGGAGGUGAGGUGAUCUCUUUUCUCCCAGUAUCAAACCUAGUGAUGAGCAAUUUAACCAACCUUUCUGGGGUUUUCUGGUUAUUAAACAACUAACUGAAAUUAAUAUGUCUAAAUGACGUAAAUGUAAAAUCAUUGUAACGUCAUUAUUUCAUAAUACAUUUAAUUCAUAAUUUUUUAUUGAAACUGAAAACUAUUAUUACUUUUUAAUAAUCUAACCGACCUCAAAAAGCACUAAUCGCUCAGCACUAAUCAAAACUCGCAGGUUUUUAUAACAAGUACAGUCAGCCAAUCAUUUAUCUGAUAUUUUUGCUCAGUCCUCUGCUUAACCCUUCCAUUGUCCUUUGCUAAUUUUCAGAAGGAGCAUAGAAAAAAGGGGGAUGACCCGUCGGGCAGGAAGAAGCCUUUCAGAGCAGAGCCGUCAGGUUCCAGUCGAGACUCCACCAGCACCCAGCCAUCGUCUAAGUCUCAUCCAGGCAUGCCUCGCCCCUCUCCCACAUCCCCCCAUGGUCACCACAGAGAAGGCUACAACAAGUCCAACAACAGACACUUUGGAAAUGAUGGUAAGAGCUGUUUAUUUGGUCUUAUCCAAUCUGAAGUAUGCAACUCUACAACUUGGCAGCAAUUGUGGGGAUUUCUAAUUUUAGAUAUGAGCACGACAUAUCUCAUGGCCCACUGUAUUUUAUCUCAUGAUGACAGAUCGAGGAGAUUGGCAGAGAGAUCGUAAAUACAACUACCCUGGAAAUAGCAACCAGUCCUGGCAAGGCGAGCGACAUCAUCCAUAUGAUGCCCAUCGGUAUAAGGACCAUCACUAUGGCGACCGUCGUCCACGUGAAGACUCCUACCGCAGCAGCUCUAGUAGUUACCGUAGCGGUAGCAGCAACUCCCCUCGGAAGAGGCCAUAUGACCAGUAUGACAACGACCAGGAUCACAGGGACCGGCGGGCAUAUUACGACAGGUGAGAAACACUCACAAUUAGGCCUCAUCUUUCGAAACCAAUAAUGUCUAGAUUUGUAUUUGUCAGUAUUGGAAUUUAAUGCUAAAACCGUAAGUGUUGUGGUAGCUUGUAGCUCUGUAGUAGUAAGCUUUGUAAGACAUCAUCCCUCUCGCUUCAGACAUCCAGACGCGAAGCGGAGACGCGGCGAUGACUUCCGUCCUCCCCAAGACUUCAGGAGUGGAGGAGGCCAUCCCCAGGACUUCAGGGGGAGGAUGCUGGAGCAAAGGGGGCCGACAGGGCCAGAACACUUCACCCGGCCCUAUCCAGACAACAAACCCCCUCCCCUGCUGGACCCACGGUCCUCACAGGCUCAGAAGUCCCCCCAGGACUCACGCUCGCCAACCGCAGAGCGGACUGCAGAGCAGAAAGCAGCUGGGGCUGAUUUAAACUGGAACAACAGGAUGACAUGA